Messenger RNA from Leucoraja erinaceus (little skate), 1176 nucleotides. It is a transcript of the gene mettl1, whose product is annotated as methyltransferase 1, tRNA methylguanosine. The coding region runs from base 16 to 996 and encodes 326 amino acids. The record is from RefSeq and is a predicted model, not a curated record. Gene Ontology annotation, biological process: tRNA methylation; RNA (guanine-N7)-methylation. Gene Ontology annotation, molecular function: tRNA (guanine(46)-N7)-methyltransferase activity. The transcript is spliced from 6 exons. Gene Ontology annotation, cellular component: tRNA methyltransferase complex. Lineage: Eukaryota; Metazoa; Chordata; Chondrichthyes; Rajiformes; Rajidae.
AGAAGCGCCACUUUCAUGCCUCUGCUUGUGUGGGACAGCGAGGGAAAGCGGGCGACAGCGCAUCACCACAGCAACGGGCUGCUGGAGCCGCUCACGUGGCCUCGGCGGGAGCGCGCCGAUGACGUAUUUUGGGCGCGCGGGGCAGCGCGAGCUUCCCUUCCGAGCUGUCGCUGCUCGUCUCCCCUCACGGUAUCGGCGAGAAUGGCGGUGCCGGCUCCCCAGAAGCGUUAUUAUAGACAGCGCGCUCACUCCAACCCGAUGGCCGAUCACGCCUUCGAUUACCCCGUUAAGCCUGAGGAGAUGGAUUGGUCUCAGUACUACCCUGAAUACUUCAAGCCACUUUCUGAGAAAGAUCAUCACGAUGAUGAGAAAGAUAUGACCGACAAAAAUAAUUUAAAGUUUCAGGUGGAAUUUGCAGACAUUGGAUGUGGCUAUGGAGGCCUACUGGUUGAGUUAUCUCCUCUCUUCCCCAAUUCCUUAAUUCUGGGGUUAGAAAUCAGAGUGAAGGUAUCUGACUAUGUCAUAGAUCGUAUCAAAUCCCUCAGAGCUUCAAACCCUGGAAAAUAUCAGAACAUCGCUUGCAUCAGAAGCAACGCAAUGAAGUAUUUACCAAACUUCUUCAAGAAAGGACAGCUGAGCAAGAUGUUCUUCCUUUUUCCGGAUCCACAUUUUAAAAAGACGAAGCACAAAUGGAGAAUUAUCAGCUCAACAUUGCUGGCUGAGUACGCCUACAUUCUGCGUGUAGGGGGUCUGGUCUAUACCAUUACUGAUGUGCAGGAAGUACACGAGUGGAUGGUCAAACACUUCACUGAGCACCCAUUGUUUGAAGGUGUACAACUAGAGGAUCUGAAGGAUGACAUCAUUAUUGACCGUCUGGGUGUGUGCACGGAAGAAGGUAAAAAAGUAUUGCGGAAUGGCGGACAGAAUUUUACUGCAGUAUUCCGACGAAUUGAGGGAAAAAACCUGAAGCUGACAAAUGAAGGGGAAAAGUCCUGAGGAGAGCACUUCUGGCCUUGAUUUUACAAAGACAGUUGAAAGGCACGUUGCUCAGUUGGACAAUACUGGGUGUCUUGUUUUAGCCUCAGCCACUGGGCCACUGCAUUGAAGAAUGCGCCAUCUCUUUUUUACAAAAAGCAUAAAGCGAGACAAAAUAAAUCUGAGCAAGUUUUAAUAACU